Octodon degus (degu) is the source of this 1501-nucleotide messenger RNA. It is a transcript of the gene Hyls1, whose product is annotated as HYLS1, centriolar and ciliogenesis associated. NCBI's taxonomy places the organism in Eukaryota, Metazoa, Chordata, Mammalia, Rodentia, Octodontidae. Gene Ontology annotation, cellular component: non-motile cilium; centriole. The transcript is spliced from 4 exons. Gene Ontology annotation, biological process: cilium assembly. Bases 146 to 1147 code for a protein of 333 amino acids. The record is from RefSeq and is a predicted model, not a curated record.
AGAACCCUCUCGCUGAGCUUCAUCCUCGGUGCUUUAUAUUUUAUUUUGCGAUCUUUAGGUUUUUAAUGUGAAUAUUAACGCCAAUCAAGAUACACUAAAAUAAGGUGGUACAACAGAAGCCAGCCUAACUGAAGACAUAUUAUGAAUGUUUAUAUUUCACAUUGGCAGUAGAAACCUAGAGACAAGAUUUUCUUAUAUUAAAGUUUUGAUGGCAGAAAAAAGACAGUCGUACGGUGUUGGGGAAGCAAUGGAGCAACUCACAGGACCUGAGAGACAGAAGUGGGCCAGUAUGGACCCUGAAGAAAGAACGUUAGCAGCUGCCACAGCUUUUGCGCAUAUCUGCGCAGGGCAGGGUGAGGGAGAUGUCAGGAGAGAGGCCCAGUCUAUCCAAUAUGAUCCCUACAGUAAAGCCUCGGUAGCCCCAGGGAAGCAAACUGCGCUUCCUGUGCAGCUGCAGCACCCCCACGUAGACAGUCCUGGCACCUCGCAAACAGUCUCAGAGGCCUCUCAAAGACUCCGAAAGCCAGUGAUGAAGAGAAAGGUGCUGCGUAGAAAGCCAGAUGGGGAAGUGUUAGUGACAGAUGAGUCCAUUAUCAGUGAAUCAGAGUGCGGCACAGAAAGUGAUACAGAUCUCUGGGACUUAAAACAAAGGUUGAUGAAUCUGCAGUUCCAGGAAGACAGGGAGUCCCCAGUGGAUAUUUUGCAAAACUUUAAUCAGCCACAUGAAUAUCAAGGGAUUUCACAAGAUCAAUUUAUUUGCUAUCUACAAGGAGAGGGAAUGGGCCCUCCAGCUUAUGAACAAGACCUGAUUGUUGCCAGCAGACCCAAGUCCUUCAUUCUCCCAAGGCUGGACCAGUUAAGCCGAAACCGGGGCAAGACAGACCGGGUAGCCCGCUAUUUUGAAUACAAAAGGGAAUGGGACUCAAUGCGGUUGCCUGGUGAAGAUCACAGGAAGGAGGUACGGUGGGGUAUCCGAGAAAGGUUUCUUUCCAGAGCAGAACCCCAGCCUAAGCCUCAGCGUGUGUAUGUUCCAAACAAUUACGUAGUACCAACUGAGAAAAAAAGAUACGCCAUUCGUUGGGGUGUUCGUUGUGACCUUGCAAAUGGUGACAUGCCCAGGAAGCUUCCCUUCCCUUUUUCUUCAUAACUCUUUAAAACCUGUCUCUCCUUCAGGAUUAUUUAGGAUAUCCUGGUUCUUUAUCCCUUUCCUUUUAAAUAGAAACAACUGCCUUAAAAGUUCACAGAAUGUUUUAUAGAAUAAGGAUUUCACCCACCAUUAGUCUUCCCCUGCUGUGUGUCAUACAGCUAUCAGAUACAACUUAACUUCCAAAUUGCCACUGUCAAAUACAGAAAUUACAAGAAAAACCUAUCUGGGCUUCCUAUGUUGUAAAAUUAGUAUGCACCAUUUGUGUUUGAAAGCCUUUUUAUUUUGGGCCAGUGUGAGUACUGUGUCUAAAUGUGGUUUAAAGUUGAUGGGCAUUAAGUUUACCUAUUAAAGAAU